Colius striatus (speckled mousebird) is the source of this 909-nucleotide messenger RNA. It is a transcript of the gene MMP7, whose product is annotated as matrix metallopeptidase 7. The transcript is spliced from 6 exons. The record is from RefSeq and is a predicted model, not a curated record. Gene Ontology annotation, cellular component: extracellular matrix. Gene Ontology annotation, molecular function: zinc ion binding; metalloendopeptidase activity. The coding region runs from base 15 to 806 and encodes 263 amino acids. Gene Ontology annotation, biological process: extracellular matrix organization; proteolysis; collagen catabolic process. Lineage: Eukaryota; Metazoa; Chordata; Aves; Coliiformes; Coliidae.
GUGAGCUGGGCACCAUGCAAUACCUCCUACUUUGUGCUGCCAUCCUCUUACCUCAGAGUCUUGCUUUUCCAGCACGACUUAAACUGGAAUCAUGGAGUAACAUCGACCUUCAGAAUGUAAAGGUAUAUCUUGAUAAAUUCUUUCCACUUUUCACAAAAACAGACGACCGAAGCUUAGAGGAGAGGAUUAAAGAAAUGCAGAGGUUUUUCCAUCUGACUGUAACCGGAAAAUUGAAUGCAGAAACACAAGAACUAAUUAAACAGCCCAGGUGUGGAGUCCCUGAUAUAGCACAAUACAGCACAUUUCCUGGAAGUCCAAGAUGGAAAAAGACACAUUUGACUUACAGGAUUCUCAAUUAUACACCUGAUCUAUCCCCAAGGAAAGUAGAAGAUGCAAUUAAAAGGGCUUUUAUGGUAUGGAGCGAUGUGACUCCACUGCGGUUCCAAAGAAUAUCCAGAGGAAAUGCAGACAUCAUGAUUGCAUUUGCACGUCAUGAGCAUGGUGAUGGAAAUCCUUUUGAUGGACGAGGUAACACACUAGCUCAUGCAUUUGCACCUGGAGAAGGACUUGGCGGAGAUGCUCAUUUUGAUGAUGAUGAAUGGUGGUCAGAAACCAAUCGAGAAGUUAAUUUGUUCCUUGUUGCUGCUCAUGAAUUUGGCCAUUCUUUGGGACUUGCUCAUUCAAACGUCCGUGGAGCUCUGAUGUACCCCGUCUACUCAUAUGUGAACCCAGCAACCUUCAGACUUUCAGAGGAUGAUAAGAGGGGAAUUCAGAAGUUAUACGGGAAAAGAUCAUCAAACUCUUAAGUUCUUCAAGAAGACCAAAGAAGUCACAUCUGGUUGGUUUUGUGUUCAAAACAAUUUUAAUCCUCUAGCAAAUUAAAGUGGUAAACUCCUGGACUGCACUUUC